AAUCCCUCUCUCUCUCUCUCUCUCUCUCUCUCUCCUCUUUUUCUCUCUCUAAAACCAGGCUUUAACUCUCUGUUUAUCUCUGAUUUUGGUUUUGGAUUGCUGUGGUUUAGACUGGGUUUUCGUUCUUUUUUGAUUAAUUUCAAACUGGCGAUCGAAAAUCACGAGACGACUGUUCGUGAAAUCAAGCCCAAGAACAGAAGAAUCAUGGGUGCUGGAGGCCCCGACGUUGAAGAAAACCGCUGGCCGCCAUGGCUAAAACCCCUCUUAAGAGAAAGCUUCUUCGUUCAAUGCAAACACCACAUCGAUUCCCACAAAAGCGAAUGCAAUAUGUACUGUUUAGAUUGUAUGAACGGCGCUCUCUGUUCUCUUUGCUUGAACCAUCACAAGGAUCAUCGCGCUAUACAGAUUCGAAGAUCUUCGUACCACGAUGUUAUCAGAGUUUCUGAGAUUCAAAAGGUUUUAGACAUUUCUGGCGUUCAAACUUACAUUAUCAAUAGCGCUAGAGUUGUGUUCUUGAAUGAACGACCUCAGCCUCGGCCUGGUAAAGGCGUCACGAACACUUGUGAAGUCUGUGAACGUAGCCUGCUUGAUUCGUUUCGAUUCUGCUCUCUUGGUUGCAAGAUCGUAGGCACGUCGAGGAGCUCCCCAAAGAAGAAGGUGACGAUAACGGCUGCAGCCUCGGACUCGGAGGAGUCCUACAGUAGCAGCAACCAUAGGCGGAGCAAUAGCAGCAACAAUAGCAACAACACUGAUAUCAAUAGGGUUCAGAGUUUUAGUCCAUCGACGCCGCCUCCAACAUCAGUGAAUUAUAGGACAGCGAAACGGAGGAAGGGGAUUCCACAUCGAGCUCCGAUGGGAAGUCUUAUUAUACAAUAUUAGUAUUAUAUUUACUCUUUAAUCAUCAUAAAAGCCUCCUGAAAUGUAAUGUAAUGUAAUUUCCACGAUGAUCUUUGCUUCCAACGCCUCGAGCCUUUGUGAAAGAGGCCGGUGUUCGGAGGCUUUACCUUCUAGCUUUGUAAAUAGAAGCAUAGAUGUGGGGGGAAAAAGAAAAUAAUGUAAGGCAAAUGUGUAAAAUGGUGAAGGUUAGAGGACUAAAAGGAAAAAUAAGUGGGUAGGUUUGAGUAAUUAUAUAAAUUAGGUUGGACUAAUAGUGAAUUAUACUAAGUUUUGGGUCUUAGUUGUAAAUAAUGUGUGGGGUGUUUUUUUUUCUUUUUUUUCUUUUUUAAUUGUGCUGAAAAUACAAUGUAAUCCUUGGAAUAAUGAAAUUUAGGAAUGAUGUUUAUAUGUGUC
This is a messenger RNA of Cucurbita pepo subsp. pepo (vegetable marrow), 1290 nucleotides long. Its product is annotated as protein RGF1 INDUCIBLE TRANSCRIPTION FACTOR 1. The record is from RefSeq and is a predicted model, not a curated record. Lineage: Eukaryota; Viridiplantae; Streptophyta; Magnoliopsida; Cucurbitales; Cucurbitaceae.